CUCGACCAAUCACACGCAGCGACUGACGCAAACCGGAAGCGGUUGAAUUUAACGUUACAUUUAAUUUCACAGAAACUUUUGGAAAACUACCGAAAGGAUGUCCUGUAACACAGGUGUUAUUCGUGUUCAGGUGUCAUCUGUAGGUCAGGCACAGCGAGCGCCAGUCCACCUAUUGCCCUGUGAGAUUGAACACGACGGUCCGGCCCAGGUGUCACAGUACCUCACUGCCACCACCAAAGACUGUAAACAAGAAAAGAGAGUGUCAUUCAGAGGGCGUGGGUUAAAGGGACAGGAGCUCAGCUGUCCACAGGGCUACACUGGAUUGGUGCUGAAAGAGAUCAACAAGCCCGGCUCUGACCAAGAGGACAGGACAGUGAGGUUAUCCUCUGUGUUUGACAAGCUGACCUACUGGAACCUGGAGACGCCUCCAACCUCUGACGACACAGUUGUGAUGGCGAUGGAUUGGCCAGAGUUGGCUGAUGCGCUCCACGGACCGAUAGAAGACUGAUGAGUGGAAGGUUGUCACCUCAGCGUUUACUAGUUCAGUGUCACAGAGCCAUGAGUGACAGAUGUUUAUAUUUUUGUAUAUGUUUUUUUUUUUUUGUAGUUAAGUAAAGAAAAACAAAAGAUAAUAUUGACUGACCAA
This is a messenger RNA of Dicentrarchus labrax (European seabass), 646 nucleotides long. It is a transcript of the gene rnaseh2c, whose product is annotated as ribonuclease H2, subunit C. The record is from RefSeq and is a predicted model, not a curated record. The transcript has 5 exons. Gene Ontology annotation, biological process: RNA catabolic process. The coding region runs from base 98 to 508 and encodes 136 amino acids. Gene Ontology annotation, cellular component: ribonuclease H2 complex. Lineage: Eukaryota; Metazoa; Chordata; Actinopteri; Moronidae.